AUGCACGCCCCACAGACAAAUGAAUCGAGACCCCCAGGGCCAGCCAGGCAGUCAAGUAGACCCUGCGAUGCACCACCAUGCCCAGCACUGUGCCCGAGGGAAAAAUGCCCGCCCAGCAAGCAGAAGGGUGGCACAGAAAGGCCACAGCACGCACAGCAAAGAGGCCGCACCCCCCACACCCCCACCCCCCCGAAGACGCAGACCCACCAACACCCAUGCCAGCCAAGCAAAAACGACCCAGCUAAGCCAAGCUGUGGUUCCCCCCGAGCCAAUGCCACAGCAACACCACAUAUCCUUCCAUACAUUGGUAGGGGCAUGGUGAAAACCACCAACCCCAAGCACACACCACCCACCAGGAACCACCCAGCAGACAAGCAAACCCCACCUCAUUAUAAGGCUGAGAAGCCCAAUGCAACUGCCGAGCCCAGUGACGCCCACCCUGCAGCACCCACACUGCACUCAUGCACAGGACCACCGCCCCAACACCACAGCACGCCAAACAGCAGAGGACAGAAUGCAGCAAUGAGCACCCAAAGCAAAAGCCGUGCACAAAGCCCACACCAUGCAAAUGCACCGCAACCAGCCCUCCAAAAACAAAGACCCUUGGGAAAGUGCACCCUCUUGAAAGGAAGACCCACAGCAUCCAGGUCCAAGAACAUGCCCGACCCCCAUACCCCUGCCAGAAGUAGCCCCGCGAGAAAACCCACACCGAAGCCCACAAAAGGCAGAGAGCCCACAAAGCCAAAACAAAAACCCACCAAGAAGCCGAGAUCACCCCGAAAUCAACCCCGGCCAGCCCGCCCACCAAAAUCAUGCAGACCCAUCCAACCCCCCUCCCCCAGACAGGACCAGGACCAGCAUCAGGAGCCGGAACCCAGACAAGGAACCAGAAUCCAAGAGGCCCCAAGCUCAUCCCAGACCCGCCCAGGAGCAGCCUGGCCACCAGGCCAGUAA
This is a messenger RNA of Girardinichthys multiradiatus, 954 nucleotides long. RefSeq names its product pollen-specific leucine-rich repeat extensin-like protein 1. Lineage: Eukaryota; Metazoa; Chordata; Actinopteri; Cyprinodontiformes; Goodeidae. Bases 1 to 954 code for a protein of 317 amino acids. The record is from RefSeq and is a predicted model, not a curated record. The transcript has a single exon.